AUGUCAGACUCCGGUAAUACCACCGACAGGGAGUCUAUACCCACGCAGGCGACUCAACAUGAGCCUGAAUCUCUCACUCAGCUCAAAAGAAGCCUAUUUAUUACCGACCCUACGACUGAGUUUGCUGAACAGUCACACUUGUCUUAUCUUAUACCGGAGAAUACGGAUUUAGAUUUGGAAGCAGCUUUUAAGGAUGUUGAGCCUGGGAAGUCCAUACUUGAUUUAAUCAAACGCAGGGAUACGUUAUUCUUCGACGAGACGGUAAAUGUUCUUUUACUCCUCAGAAGUCCCUGGAAAGAUGAAGCAUCACUCCGCACUCACCUCAAUCGGCUAGUGAUAUCAGUCGAAGCCCAGAUCGUCAACAGCAAAUCCUACGGCAAGGAGAACUCUUCAGCAGAUACCAUCUUCUCAGGUACAGUCCCAGAUAUUGAUGACCCUUUCAUUAUCGUCGACGGGGGUGAUGAGGAAGAGGAUGAAGAAGAAGAGGACAGUGACGAUAGUGAAGAAAGCGGUGAUGAUGCCAACAGAAACCAAAGUGUUUUCGCUGUAUGGAAGCUACCCGUCUUUUUGAGUCGGCCUCGUACGCGAAUCUCGGCACCAGCCAUCAUCUUCACAGCAUCUGCGAGCAUGAAACCUGAGAUUUCAACUGACCUCAUUGGAAAGGGGAGUGGUUACCUUCAGAGCGGUGUGCCCUCUGGUUUUAACCUACUCGAGUCUUUCGGAAGCGAUGCUGCACUCGGCGGAGUGAAGCCUCGGCUGUCUGCGCUGCGAGUAUCAAGGGUUACGCCCGUUACGCGCUCACAAGAUGUCACGAAGCACAUACGAGCUCUGCCUCAGGUCCAGCACAAGAUCUUUCCUGUCGUCCACACGAGAAUCCGGUUUUCAAGACCGACUACAGCACCGACCAGCUCAGCCGUGAUCGCACUGCUCGAAGUUGACUUUACCUCUCAUUUCGAAUGCGAGGUAUCAUUGGAUCGAAUCGAACUUUCAAUUCUCGACGCUACUGUCGAAAACCUCAACAAUGACGCGGGCAUGCAGCUGCCUCUUACCUGCGUGUCUCACGAUCAUAUUACGUUCCUCUAUCGCAUUGCUCCUCGUCAGCACGACGUUACAGUCAAAAACCCCAUGCGCGAACUCGACAUUAAAAUUUCUGCUACUGCUCAGGUUAUACCGGGCCGCUGCACGCCCAGUAUGAACAUGUCAUGGUCAACGCAGCUCGACUUUACUCUUCCAGUCAAUCCUGGCUAUGGAUCGGCAACUGCUGGAACUGGCAUUGUCCGCGCCCAUAGACCAUCGCAACUUUCUAUCACAGGCCAAGCAGUAAAUCCCCUGGUAUCACCAUCUAUCAUUCGUCCAGACGCCCUGCCCACUCUCGAGGCUGCCACAUCCAACACAGACGCCUCCAUUACAGAACUUGGCAUAACAAUGACCUUCACUGGUCCCUCUGAACCUGUCUACCCAGGCCAGGUCUUUUCUUGGACCGUCUAUAUUGUGAACCGUGCCAUAGAAAAGAAUUCUGCGCCUCCCCGCAAACUUGCCCUUGUUGCUAUUCCCAAACGCCGGCGAGGCGAAGUCCGUAUGACACGGCCUCCAUCAGUGGGUGGGCGACGAAAUGGUGAAAAAGACGUUGCCGAUGCGGUCACCGACGAAAAUGUACUCCACGCAUUACAGAAGAACUCAUCCGUCGAGUCAACUGAUGUUGUUUGCUUAAGCGCUGAUACCCGGGUCGGUCCUCUUGCCCCAGGAGCUUGUCACGUAGUCGAGCUUCAAUUUCUCGCGCUACAAGAAGGCGUCGUGGGCCUCGAGGCUAUGCGAGUUGUUGAUCUAGGGUCGCAGGAGCAUGUUGAUAUCAGAGAUUUACCAACCAUGUUGGUAGAGCCAGCAGCGGCAUAA
This is a messenger RNA of Fusarium musae, 1893 nucleotides long. RefSeq lists its product as uncharacterized. Gene Ontology annotation, biological process: intra-Golgi vesicle-mediated transport. The record is from RefSeq and is a predicted model, not a curated record. The transcript is spliced from 2 exons. Lineage: Eukaryota; Fungi; Ascomycota; Sordariomycetes; Hypocreales; Nectriaceae. The coding region runs from base 1 to 1893 and encodes 630 amino acids. Gene Ontology annotation, cellular component: trans-Golgi network; TRAPPII protein complex.